Molecule: messenger RNA, 2856 nt
Organism: Colias croceus (clouded yellow)
Lineage: Eukaryota; Metazoa; Arthropoda; Insecta; Lepidoptera; Pieridae
Gene: Hira
Product: protein HIRA homolog
Exons: 20
Coding region: 84-2768 (894 amino acids)
Biological process (GO): chromatin remodeling; regulation of DNA-templated transcription; DNA-templated transcription
Cellular component (GO): nucleus; HIR complex
Molecular function (GO): nucleosome binding; protein binding
Source: RefSeq, a predicted model, not a curated record
UGUCAUUUUUGUUGAAAAUAAAUAAAGAUUUCUUCUUUUUAGUUUUUAACUAUUUUACUAAGUAAUUUUAACAAUCAUCAUAAAUGAAGCUUUACAAGCCUAAUUGGGUAAAUCACGAUGAUAAGUCGAUAUUUUCUGUGGAUAUUCAUCCAGCGGGGAAGCGUUUUGCAACAGGAGGCCAGGGCCUGGACUCUGGCAGGGUCGUUGUUUGGAAUUUAAAUGCAGUUUUGUAUGAAGAAGUGGAAUUGGACCCCAAUGUUCCAAAGAUGCUUUGUCAAAUGGAUAACCACUUGGCCUGUGUAAAUUGCGUGCGUUGGAGCAAUGGUGGUAGAUACCUAGCAUCUGGAGGUGAUGAUGGUCUGGUCAUGAUAUGGGGCCUUAGUGUGGCAGUGGGUGCUGGGAAGCACAAGGCAGAGACUUGGCGGUGCUUGUCAACAUUGAGAGGACAUGGAGGUGACGUCUUAGACCUGGCGUGGUCACCACUCGACAAAUGGUUGGCCAGUUGCAGUGUGGACAACUCAGUGAUAAUUUGGAAUGCGGAAAAGUUUCCGGAGAUGGUGUGCGUGCUGAAUGGGCAUAAUGGUCUGGUGAAAGGUGUGGCUUGGGACCCUGUUGGUAAAUAUUUAGCAUCACAAUCAGAUGACAAGUCAUUGAGAGUAUGGAAGACUUCAGAUUGGACGCAAGAGAAAGUCAUCACAGAUCCAUUUGAAGAGUGUGGAGGCACAACCCACAUCCUCCGUCUCUCCUGGUCCCCCGAUGGCCAAUACGUGCUAUCAGCUCACGCGAUGAACGGAGGAGGUCCAACCGCUCAAGUGGUGGAGCGAGAGGGCUGGAGGUGCGAUAAGGAUUUUGUUGGACACAGGAAGGCUGUUACUUGUGCGCGUUUCAACAGCAACAUAUUCGUAAAAGAAGGCAAAAAAUGUUGUUGUGCUGCCGUUGGUUCUCGGGACAGGGCCCUCUCGAUCUGGCUGACCUCACUCAAGCGACCCCUGGUGGUUGUGCAUGAGUUGUUCAGUGAUAGUGUACUGGAUAUGUCCUGGAGUUCUGAUGGACUAAACCUGUUAGCAUGCAGUUCAGAUGGAACGGUUGCAUGCAUUCAAUUCACUAACAAGGAGAUUGGUACACCACUUACACUUGAAGAAAAAAAUGCCCUCUACGAAAAGAUAUACGGUAAGUGUCCAGCAAAUGACAGUAGUGGUGAUCUAUCCUCGAACCUUCUCGUCGAGUGUCCAGAGAUACUCUUGGCAAGGGAGAAACAGGAAGCUAAAAAGGAACUGCCGAAAGAGGAAUCUACGCCUAAAAGUGAAAAAUCUCAACAAAAGAUAUACACGCCGUCACCCGUAUCGACCCAGUCUAGCCCAGCGCCAGUCCGUCCGAUGGACCGGCAGAUAGAGACGCGCACGUCGGACGGCAAGCGGCGGAUCACGCCCGUGUUCAUCCCGCUCACACAUGCGGACGCCAACGAAUCCCUAGGAUCUCAACCGGGCGGUCUAGAGAACUGCUUCAGUACAUCUUCUCAAAGCAAAUCUCGUAUUCGAGUGGAAAGAAGAGAUGAUAUCGUGAUACACCCUAAUGUAAGCAACCAUGCGCACAGCAAGACUAGUGAUAAUUUCCCGGCCAGCGCGCUGGACCAACGCCUGCGCAAGCGCACAGCAUCCACAUUACCCGGGCCAAAAGCGGAAGAUCUACAAACUAAGAGACCCUGCCCUUCGCCCCCGCCGGGACAGUCCCAAACGAGUUAUUUGGUCCCAGCACUAUCUGUCCCCGCUUUGGGGACUGCGGGGCCAAUUGUUAGAGCGGCUGGCGUGUUGAGGUUACAGGUAGUAAAUAAAGCAUGCAACACACCGUACGGGAAGCUCUCAAGGCUUGAGUUGAUCCCAAAUAAUUCCGCCUCGAAUGAUCCUGUUUGGGAAACAUAUUUAGGUGCGGCAGUGUCGUGCAUAGCGUGCGACGCGCGCUGGGUGUGCGUGUGCUGCGCGGACGGAGCGCUGCACGUGUGGAGACUCGCUAGACCCAAGCCGCACAGGGCCCUGCCGCCGCUGGCACUGCUGUCACCCGCGCACAAGAUGACGCUCUCAGGUGACACGUUGACCGUGGUGACGUCAUCAGCAGACCUCGCUAUAUGGGACCUGCCCACAGCCACGUGUACAAUACAACCGUUGUCUUUUAGGAAUUUGUUGGCGAAUAAUACAACUGUAACACACUGUUCUCUCUUGGAAGAUGGCAACCCAAUGAUCUCAUUUAACACUGGCAAAAGUUACAUAUAUUGUAAGAAGUUAUGCGCUUGGGUGAUAUGGCAAGAUGGCGGCGACCCAGUACGUCGUGCGGGCGGUGCGGGGGGCUCCGGCAAGGGACUGCGGGUGGCUUCGCCCCUUCAUGCUAAUAGGGCUCCGCAUGCUUUGCGGACACACGGUAAAUACAGCGCCUGCGCAGCCCGCAGUUGGCUAGAAGCGCAAGUGUCGUCGAGUCUGCAUCUGCGACUGAGCAAGGACUAUAGACACUGGAUAGUUGCGCUUUUCUCUCAUCUAGUGGCACAUGGUACAGAAGAUCACCUCCGUUGUAUAUUAGAUGACAUGUUGGGGCCAAGUCACUGCACAUCGCUGCCUAAGAAAUGGGAGUCUACUAUUUUGGAUAUCAAAAAGCACGAUCUCCUCGAAGAAAUGUUAGCAUUAUUAGUUCGACAGUUAAGAUGGCAGCGUCUGUACACAGAAUAUUCAGACCAAUUGAACGAAAUUAAACAGACAAACGGUUUGCUCAACGGACACUAAAUAGCAGUAUUAUUUUAUUACUAUUAUACAGGGUGUAAUCGUUAAGUGUGCACAGACGGUUAUUUCAUAACUAUUGCAGGUAUCAAAA